Molecule: messenger RNA, 1089 nt
Organism: Trichomonas vaginalis G3
Lineage: Eukaryota; Parabasalia; Trichomonadida; Trichomonadidae
Product: protein serine/threonine kinase protein
Exons: 1
Coding region: 1-1089 (362 amino acids)
Biological process (GO): intracellular signal transduction; protein phosphorylation
Cellular component (GO): cytoplasm
Molecular function (GO): ATP binding; protein serine/threonine kinase activity
Source: RefSeq, a predicted model, not a curated record
AUGGAGGCUUCAGUGAAGUUUACUGUGCAGUUCAUAAGGCUACUGGCCUUAAUCAAAAAAAUCCCAAAAAUCAUCGAUAAUAAUGAUCGCCAUCUUAUUCUUAUCAAGAGAGAAAUAGAAAUUAUGAAGAAAAUCCCUUACCCUUUUAUAACGGACUUCUACGAAGUCUUAGAAAAUGAGGAUAGCAUUUUCAUUGUGAUGGAAUAUGUAAGUAACGGUACGAUAAGAAAUACACUAAAUGAGUCUGGUCCAUUUAGUGAAGAGAGUGCGUCGAUAAUUUUUGCUCAAAUUAUCCUCGUUCUCAAACAUUUACAGUUCACAUGCAAUGUAGCACAUAGAGAUUUAAAGACUGAUAAUAUCCUUUUCGAUGCAAAAGGAAACAUCAGAGUUAUUGAUUUCGGUCUCAGCAGUACAAAAUCGCAGACUGAAUUUUUACGAACACAGUGCGGUACUCCUUCAUACGCUUCUCCAGAAAUGAUCCUUGGUGAAAGAUAUGGUUAUAGCUGUGACAUUUGGAGCAGUGGAAUUGUUCUCUAUGAAAUGGUUACAGGACAUCUUCCAUUUGAAGACGCGAACUUAAGUAAACUUGCACAGAAAAUUGUAUUCCAAGAAGUUGAAUAUCCUAACAACCUUAGUCUCGGUCUUGUUGAUCUCCUUUCAAAAUUGUUGACAAAAGACCAAACAAAAAGAAUUACUCUUCCUGAGAUCAUGAGACAUCCAUGGCUCAAAGAUAAUAUCAAAUACGUAGAAGAAAAGUUGAACUCUUUCAGGAUCGAUAAAAAUCAGAUUAAGAGUAAAUUGAUAUCGCUUGGUCUUAGCGACAGCGAAUCAAACGAAGAUCAUGAGUCUGUUGCUUAUCACGUGCUGAAAUGUGAAUAUCAACUCUCCAAUUUCGAUUCAUUAAACGUGGAGUCAGGAUGUAUGUCUCAGAGGCAAAUGCCACUCCAAAAGAUCUCAAUCUUGCCAAAAUUGUGCGUUCUUGGAAACCAUAUGAUCUUAAGAGGAAGCACUUCAAGAAAUAAGACAAAAUUAGCUCUUAUUUGCACAGGAAAGAGGAGGCCAACUCAGGCUCAGCUUAUACAAUUGUAA